Eutrema salsugineum is the source of this 2112-nucleotide messenger RNA. RefSeq lists its product as uncharacterized. The record is from RefSeq and is a predicted model, not a curated record. Lineage: Eukaryota; Viridiplantae; Streptophyta; Magnoliopsida; Brassicales; Brassicaceae. Gene Ontology annotation, biological process: DNA integration. The transcript is spliced from 4 exons. Gene Ontology annotation, molecular function: nucleic acid binding. The coding region runs from base 1 to 2112 and encodes 703 amino acids.
AUGGUUAUAGCUUGCAAACCUACACGCCGCCUUGUUCGAGGAACAUCGUCAGGCCGAAAAUCUUCUAAUCCUGAAGAUUCAGCUCCCGAUUCUCCAAUCUCAUCGUUGGAAUCGCCAGAUAACAUAGAUUCUCCAUUUUAUUUGACGAAUGGCGACAAUCCUGGUAUUUCCUUGAUCUCUGAAGUUCUCGAUGGCAGUAACUACGAUAAUUGGCGUAUCGCAAUGUCUAUAGCUCUAGAUGCUAAGAACAAAACGACAUUUAUUGAUGGAUCCAUUGCUCGUCCAAACGAAGCUCAUCGAAACUUUAGGAUUUGGUCUCGCUGUAAUUCAAUGGUGAAAUCUUGGCUUUUAAACUCUGUUUCGAAGCAAAUCUACAAAAUUAUCCUCCGUUUCAAUGAUGCAUCUGAAAUAUGGAAGGAUCUAAAGGCUCGGUUUCAUAUCACGAAUAUACCUCGCUCCUAUCAGUUAUCUCAGCAGAUUUGGUCGUUGCAACAAGGUUCAAUGGAUCUUGCAUCGUAUUACACCACCUUGAAGACUCUAUGGGAUGAAUUAGAUGGAGCAAACUGUGUUGAAACCUGCCACAAUUGUUCAUGUUGCAAAGCUACUGAUACAAAGGCUGAGCACACCAAAGUCUUCAAGUUCUUAGCUGACUUGAAUGAAUCUUAUGCUACUAUUCGCACUACCUUUGCUGUUUCUGCACCUGAUCCAUCGCAAGCUUCCAUUAAUGCAGCUCAAAAUACCUUCAACAAUCAGAAGCAGAAUCGUCCUAUUUGCUCUCAUUGUGGCUACAAUGGACACAGUGUGGACAUGUGCUACAAGAUACACGGUUAUCCACCAAACUUGAAACACAAGCAGAAACAAUCUACAGAUAAAGCUUCUGGUUCUACCAAACCUGUUGUUGCUCAGGUGGCUCUCAAUGAUUCCACUUCACAGGCUCAAACUUCAGUCAACAUGAUCAAUACAUUGACUAAGAAUCAAAUACAAGAGGUAAUUGCAUACUUCAAUUCGCAACUUCAACCUUCUGCAGAUUCUGUCAACACUGGAUCAGUUGCUUCAUUACCGAGUGGAACCAUUACUGCUCUUCCUGGUAUGGCUUUCUCAUCUUCCACAUUAUGUUUUGUUGGGGUAAUGAGGUCAACAAAUAACAAAUUGUCUACUGCAUCUUGGAUAGUAGAUAGUGGUGCUACACACCAUGUCUCUCAUGAUAGAAGCUUGUUUGAAUCACUAUCUGAAUCUGUGAACAAAUCAGUCACUUUGCCUACUGGUUUAGGAGUGAACAUAGCUGGUUUUGGAACAGUACGGUUAGGUGAUCAACUUGUUUUGAAGAACGAUCCUAUCAAGGGAUUGAUGAUUGGUCAGGGUGAAGCAAUCUCCAACCUAUAUGUACUGGAUGCACCUGUUUUUGAUAACUCUACAGCUCUUCAGUCUUCUGUAAUAUCGAAUGUCGUGCUUGACUAUAGCUUAUGGCAUAAUAGACUAGGUCAUCCCUCCAUUCAAAAGAUAGAUUCUCUUAUACAUUAUCAAACAAUGGUCAAAGCAGUCCGAUCUGAUAAUGCUCCAGAGUUACGAUUUGAAGCUCUGUUCAAAAGCAAAGGGAUCAUCAGCUAUCACUCAUGUCCUGAAACACCAGAACAAAACUCGGUUGUCGAAAGGAAACACCAACACAUCCUCAACGUAGCUUGUUCUCUGAUGUUUCAGUCACAUGUGCCUCUUGAAUAUUGGGGAGAUUGCGUCCUGACUGCAGUUUUCUUAAUAAACAGAUUGCCAACCCCAUUACUUCAAGACAAAAGUCCAUAUGAAGUCCUUACAUCCAAAAGACCAGAUUACAAGGGAUUAAGAGUCUUCGGUUGUUUAACUUACUGCUCAACCUCUUCAAAAGGCAGACACAAGUUUCAACCUCGCUCACGUCCCUGUGUUUUUCUUGGCUACCCUGCAGGAUAUAAGGGUUAUAAGCUGUUGGACAUGGAGACAAAUAAGAUUCACAUCUCCAAGAAUGUCUCAUUUCAUGAAGACAUAUUUCCUUUCACAGGUCAGACUGAUUACUCAACUACGUUUUUUGAUGCUGUAUUGGAUUCUUUAGGUUCUAGUAACAGUAGGGUUGAUAUUCCUUAA